Lemur catta (Ring-tailed lemur) is the source of this 2887-nucleotide messenger RNA. It is a transcript of the gene FGF10, whose product is annotated as fibroblast growth factor 10. The record is from RefSeq and is a predicted model, not a curated record. Gene Ontology annotation, cellular component: cytoplasm. Gene Ontology annotation, molecular function: chemoattractant activity; type 2 fibroblast growth factor receptor binding; growth factor activity. The coding region runs from base 978 to 1604 and encodes 208 amino acids. Lineage: Eukaryota; Metazoa; Chordata; Mammalia; Primates; Lemuridae. Gene Ontology annotation, biological process: animal organ morphogenesis; limb development; positive chemotaxis. The transcript is spliced from 3 exons.
GGCGGAGGCUGCGGCGGCGGCGAGCAGGGACCCGGCAGCCCCCGAGCUCCGUGCAAAGGCAUCGCGCUCUCUCCUCGCUCCCCUGCUCCCCCCUCCCGGCCCCUUCCCUCCUCCCUCUCCCUGGCGUUCCCAGCAGCCGAGGGUUUCAGAUGUCCCACCGCCGUUUGACCCCCUCCCCCCGCUUCUCCACCCCUGCAAAUGAGGUUUGACCGGCAGAGGCAGAGCCCACCUCUGGCUUAGAAUCACUGACAUUUAGACUCCGGGCUUCAACCUGUUUACAAGCGGGCUUUCCAAGAAAGGGGGGGGGGGAUAGGGCCCAACAAAACACUAGCCGCCGUCCCCCCAAACAAAAAGUGACUUUCUGGAGGCUUCAAAUCAACAGGCACCACUAAAAAGAGACAGGAAGAGGGGGAAGACAACAACGGCGACCGGGCAGCUGCCUCCCGUUCUGACAACUCCAAGGGGACACCCUUUGAGAAGUGGCUAGCAGGCUGGGGCUCUGCCGAGAGGGACCAGAAGGUGCCAACCGCAGAGGGGCGCAGAUAUCUCCCCACACCCCCACCCCACCCCUUUGGGUUUUGUUCACCGUGCUGUCAUCUGUUUUUCAGACCCUUUUUGCCUCUAACAUGGUGAAGAAAGGAGUGAGAAGAGAACAAAGUAACUCCUGGGGGAGCGAAGAGCGCUGGUGACCACCGCCACCACCGCCACCACAAGCUUCUGCUGCCGCGGCCACCCACGUCCACCAUUCGCCAGCAGACUCGAGAGGCGCGGGCGGCGGAUCCUAGAAAGGAGCGAGCAGAGUCGGCUCUUCCGAGGAGUUAUGGAUGUUGGUGCAUUCACUUCUGGCCAGAUCUGCGCCCAGAGGGAGCUAACCAGCAGCAACCACCUCCGGCUGUUUCCUUGCCUUGCACCAGGUCUUACCCUUCCAGUAUGUUCCUUCUGAUGAGACAAUUUCCAGUGCCGAGAGUUUCAGUACAAUGUGGAAAUGGAUACUGACACAUUGUGCCUCAGCCUUUCCCCACCUGCCCGGCUGCUGCUGCUGCUGCUUCUUGUUGCUGUUCUUGGUGUCUUCCGUCCCUGUCACCUGCCAAGCCCUUGGUCAGGACAUGGUGUCACCAGAAGCCACCAACUCUUCUUCCUCGUCCUUCUCCUCUCCUUCCAGUGCGGGGAGGCAUGUGCGGAGCUACAAUCACCUCCAAGGAGAUGUCCGCUGGAGAAAGCUAUUCUCUUUCACCAAGUACUUUCUCAAGAUUGAGAAGAAUGGGAAGGUCAGCGGUACCAAGAAGGAGAACUGCCCGUACAGUAUCCUGGAGAUAACAUCAGUGGAAAUUGGAGUUGUUGCCGUCAAAGCCAUUAACAGCAACUAUUACUUAGCCAUGAACAAGAAGGGGAAACUCUAUGGCUCAAAAGAAUUUAACAAUGACUGUAAGCUGAAGGAGAGGAUAGAGGAAAAUGGAUAUAAUACCUAUGCAUCCUUUAACUGGCAGCACAACGGGAGGCAAAUGUAUGUGGCAUUGAAUGGAAAAGGAGCUCCAAGGAGAGGACAGAAAACACGAAGAAAAAACACCUCAGCUCACUUUCUUCCAAUGGUGGUACACUCAUAGAGGAAGAAAAUGCUUGUGGAUGCAGUAGAACCAAAGGCUCUUUUGCCAGGAAUAGUUGCUAUUUUUCAUGAAGACAGUAGCUCAAAAAAAGCAAAGACACAUUGCAGAUGUCUGCUUGCUUAAAAAAAGCAAGCUUUUGAAGGCUUUUGUACUCACUGCUGACAUAUGAUGUUCUUUUAAAUAGUUCUGUGUCAUGCCUUAUAAUCAAGAUAUAGGCAGAUCAAAUUGGAUGGAGGUUUUUCCCAAAUGAACAACGUUGUGGCUGGGGUUUUUGUCAAGUUUUCGUUUUCGUUUUUGAACUUCUGAGAUAGAACAUAAAGGACAUGGAGCAAUCUGUUGAAUGAUCUUCGGGAAAGUUAUUUAUGGAAUACAGACUCAUAUCAAAGACUUUCAUUGCUCAUUCAAGCCUAAUGAUUCAAUGAGCAGUAAUACACGCAAGCAUUUACUGGAAAGCACUUGGGUCAUAUAUGCACAACCAAAGGAGUUUUGGGUGUGGCAUUAUGAAAGAAUUGGAUAGGAUAAAAAAAUAUAAACAUGUUAGUGUGAAACUGUUCUAACAAUAUGAGUAGUAUGGUAUGCUUGUGCAUUCUGCCUUCAUCCCUUUCUAUUUCUUUCUAAGUUAUUUAUUUAAUAGGAUGUUAAAUAUCUUUUGGGGUUUUAAAGAGUAUCCUCAGCAGCUGCCCUCUGAUUUAUCUUUUCCUUUUCUUCACCACAUCACAUGCAUGUCCAUGACCAUGUUUUUAAAACUUGGCAAACACUUCAAAAAUCGGAGAUGAGAUUAGGGAAGCAGUAUGAGUGCCCUAUGUGCUGUCAGUUGACUUAAUUUGCACUUCUGCAGUAAGACCCAUCCACAAUAAAUACGGCAGUGCUGUGCCAUGGCUUGAGUGAAAGAUGUCUGCCAUCAUUUAAAAACAUAUAUUACUCCUGAGGCUUCCUUUCCUAAGCAAUAGACCAGAAGGCCAAAUUCUCCUCUUUCAAUACAUCAAUUUGUCUCUAAGAAUACACAAAAAGAAGGAAAAUUAAUCGUUAAAUACAACUUAAUAUCCUAGCCUCAUUAUUUACUAAUGAUUUUUUGCCAUAUAUCACAGUGGUAAAUGAUGAAGAGGCCAUCUGCCUAUGUAAGAACCCUUUGUAAGUCCCACAUAAUGCAUCUUCCCUAAAGGAACCAUCGAGGAAUUUGGUAUGAAGUGCAACUCUUCCAGGGGCUUAAACUGAGCAAAUAUAUCCUGGUAUAUGUGUAACCAUGUACUAAAACCUGUUCAAGUUGUAUGAUCUACUCUUUA